AUGGAUGAUGUACCUUAUUGUUAUUGUGCCUAUGAAAUCCCAUUUCGUGGAGUGUCUUCAGAAAAUCCAACUGGUCAUUUAUUAACUGCUAUUCGAAAUUCUGGAGAGAAGUUGUUGUUUGGCAAACCGCUGGAUACUAUUUAUCGAUAUGGUUCAUUUGAAGUUUUACACAAUAAAUUAGCCUUAUAUGGUGUUUUAGGCUUAUCAAGUUGGGAAGUUUUAUUUGUACCGUGUAUUAAUUCUAAACAAGUAAACGAUGAAGAUGUGAAUUCUGUUCGUCAAUUGUUAUCACAAACCCUCAGUCGUACAGAACCCUAUUUCUAUCGUCCAGGGGCAUUUAGUCGGCCAGGAUCUAUCGGUUUAGGUAAAAUUGACUGUUUACUCAUACAAGAUCGACGUGAUCGUGUUUAUAAAUUUGAUCCAAUUUUAAAUUCAUGGAUACGUACAAUUGAUGGAUUAAAAAAUUUAAAUUUUACUAAGCAUUGGUUAUUCGAGAGUAAAAAACUUCCUCAUCUGCCAACACGUCUCCUGAUAUUGACUACGGAUUUUGAAGUGUACACCUUUCAAAUAUGCUAUACAAAAAAGGUGUCUACAAUGCCGACAACAACAGCGACAGCGUCAGCAACACCAUUUGACUGUAACAAAUUACGUAAGAAUAUGAAAGAAAAUGUCAAAUUAUUUAUUAAUUUAUUCACAUCAAGAAUCUCACAUAUUCGUCGAUCAUCUGGUAUGGUAUUGGCUGAUGAAUAUGCUGCUAACUGUGAUCUGAAUACAACACCAAUUGAUCAGAAUUAUUCUCAUGAUCAACCGGUGACGACUACCUGUGAAAUGGUGAUACAAGGAUCUGUAAAUAUUUUUCAAAAUUGGAAUUAUUUAAAUGAAACAUUAGAUAGUGAUAAUAAUAACAAUAAUAAUAAUAAUACCUUACCAAUUAAUUGUACCCCAGUAAAUCCAUUGUCUAGAUUAAAGGCAAAAUGGUAUGAUUGUUUAAAAGGCGAUUAUGAAUUAAUUGAAAAUACUGAUUUUGCUUAUUGUCGUACACUGCCUUUGCAGAUCCCGACACUUGCAUUUAAAUCUUCUGUAAUUAUAUUUCGUGAUUAUUUUGUUGGACAUCGUUUUCCAGUUUUAUCAUUUUAUUAUUUCCCGAAAGAAAAUAAUUCACAGAAUAAUAAUAAUAAUGUUAAUCCAUCUUUACCACACUUAUCCACAUCUACACAACGAUCUGGUGGUGUAUGGAUAUUAAGAUCUGGACGAUUAUUGAAUGAUGAUCUUGAUCUUAAACAAUUAAUUCAUUGUAAUUAUCCAUCAUCAGUCAAUUAUUCAUCAAAAGGCUAUCAACAAAGAUUAUUUUUAAAACAUAUAAAAUUAUCUUAUGCUAAUAAGUUUAGUGAAUUAAAAGAAACAAUUAAGUGUUCAAAGUUCAAUGGACAAAAUUCUCAACAACAACAACAAGAUUUCUAUGAAUUAUACACCCCUUUAUUCCCAGAUAAUGAAUCUUCAUUGUCAUCGGGUGAUAUCAGUGAGGAAGAGAAUGACACUUUGUCGAUGUCAACAUUGAACCAUCACCACCACCACCACCUCGACCAUUCUGUUGUUGCUUCACCUGUUGGUUAUAUUCCUCCACUGUCAUCAACACCAUCAUUACUACGAAAACCGGGAGAAUGGCAUGAAACUGCUAGACAACAGGUCGACUGGUGUACACCGAAACGUAGUUAUAUUCAACAAUCUUGGAUCCAAUUGAAAAAUCUCAUUCACUUAUCACAAAUUCACACACCAGAUGUUGAAAUUUCAACUGAUUUUUAUACAAAUAACACUGCUAGUGAUCAUAAUAAUAAUAAUAGUUACAGUAGUGCUGAGAACAGUCCAUCAGGUGUACUUGAGUAUUCUUUAUUCAGUAAUGAGGACAGUAACCAUCACAACGAAGAUAAUAAUAAUAAUACUAAUAAUAAUUGCCCGGAUACUGUCUAUAUGAAUUGGGAUACACUGUCAACUGAUUCGCUAGGCAGUGAAGAACAAGAGAAGAAGACAAUGAAGGUGAAGAAUAAAGAUAUUGGCAUUGUGUUGAGACGUAAACUAAGAUCAUCUGAAGAGAAACGUUAUUCUACACGAUCAGAUAUGCCGAGAUUUGAUUUUAGUAGUCCUACUAAUAACAGUGGUAAUAAUGAUAACACCAAUAACAGCAUAAGUAUUGGUAGUAAUAUUUCUAAGUCACUUGGCAGGAAUUAUUCCCGAUUAAAUUUGCUAAAUAAAAAGAAAUUGGAGAGUAUGGCAUUUCAGUGUAGUCCACAUCGCUCCUAUUGGUCAGAGAAUCUGCUGUCAACAAAUUGGUUGGAUUUGUUAUCGUUUAUAUUGAAACAGGCCAAUGAAUUAGUUGGUGUUAUUUAUCAGUAUUCUAUACAACCGGUGAAUGGAUAUAAUGGGACAAUAAUUGUAUUAAGUGGACCUGAUAGUGGACGUAAUUGGCAACCGAUUUUAACGAGUCUUGCACAGAUAAUGUUAUCCUCAGAGAAUCGUACAAUUCAUGGUUUUGAAGAUUUAAUUGAACGUGAAUGGAUUCGUUAUGGUUAUCCAUUUGCUCCUGAUCCAACUGAUUGGCAUGAUAAUUCAGUUAGUUCUGAUUAUGAUGAUGGUGUAUGCUUUGCUUUAUUUCUUGAUUGUGUUCAUCAAUUGCUUAUUCAAUUUCCUACAGAAUUUGCAUUUACACAAGAUUACUUGGUUUUAUUACUGGAUAGUGGAUUAAGUCGAGGUGGUGGAAUUCCUCCCUUCACUAUAGAAUUCUCCUGUUCAUGUGAAGCAGCUAGACACGUUCAAACAAAAACUUUAACACAAGAACAAAUUAUUGAAAAGUCAAAUUUUCUAUAUAAUAAAUGUGCAUGGCGUUCUUUUCGUCAUUGGAAUGAUAUUUUAACUAUAGAUGGGUGUCAACUAUUGCCUAACUGGUUAUACUGGUGGAGAUACAGUUGUAACCCUAUGAAGGUUCAGCUUAAUUCAUCAGACUACACAGAGCUAAUAAAAAGUGUUGAGAAGUCAACAGGAAUACUUACUCCAGCUCUCAUACCACUACACUUCCCUCGAUUCUGGAUUCAUGCAUGGUAUCGAUGGAAUCGUUCUACACGCAUAACCAACGGGGGUGGUUAUGCAUUUGAUGCAGCCUAUUACAGAAAUCUUUUAAAUCCAAAUCAUACAUGUAGUACUACUUAUCACAAAACAAUUACACCACGCACAAGUACCAGCCCUUAUACUGGUUGGUUGACUGAUGAAUCCGUUAUAAACGCCUUGUUUUGUAAUCGAACUGAUCAUCAUCCUACAAUAUCAUGUGAUCCUGUUUAUAAAAGUCUAUAUGAAACAGCUAUUCAAUGGGAUAAUGAAUUAUGUGAAACACCUUGA
Trichobilharzia regenti is the source of this 3387-nucleotide messenger RNA. The record is from the annotation of a GenBank genome assembly. Lineage: Eukaryota; Metazoa; Platyhelminthes; Trematoda; Strigeidida; Schistosomatidae.